Jaminaea rosea is the source of this 958-nucleotide messenger RNA. RefSeq lists its product as hypothetical. The transcript has 2 exons. The coding region runs from base 306 to 893 and encodes 195 amino acids. NCBI's taxonomy places the organism in Eukaryota, Fungi, Basidiomycota, Exobasidiomycetes, Microstromatales. The record is from RefSeq and is a predicted model, not a curated record.
AGCUUCACACCUUCUGCCUCAGUGCAGUCACCGAGCGUCUAUGCGCAGUCGUCUGCUCCUCGCAGGUGUGGGCAGCUCGCAAACGCGCUCGAGAGCCCCCUUCAACUACCAUGUACAACUUUGACACCUUGUCCGGAAGCCUACACCGCCCAGGCUGCACACAUCAUCAGCUAGAGCGGCGCUGUGCCCGUAUCCAGCGCCCCCUGGGAGCCUGACCGUCCUUCACCUUCCAUCGCAAGUUCAUCCACGACCUUGCGUCUGCAUCUACCAACCAAAGCGCGGCCUGCCAUUGGCCUUGAUCCGCGAUGGCGCACCUGCAAGGAGUCCCUACUCACUCUUCAUGCUCAUCGCGCUGGCCAUGUCUCAUGUGGCGGCGGUCCACGCGCCAAGCUCACCAUCUACCUGACGUGCUCAGCUUAAAUCUGCCCAGGCGCCUCCAGUCAUUGUCACCGCCUUACCAGUACAAGAGAAAGCGCUUUGGCCACAUCGGCGCAAGCUCGAGAUUUUGCAGCUCGAAGAUCCACCGCAGGCGUGCGUGCUGGGGAGAGCCGAUCCGGGAGAGGAAGGCAGUCAAGCCUCUUCUCGUACAUCGAGGGGAAGCGGGAGUGACUCGGAGAAGUCGAAGAGAUCCACCAGCGUCAUCGCCGACUUUCAACAAGAUGGCCGCCAUGUUCACGGACAUCACGAUGGCCUACUGCAAGCGCACUUUGGAGCUGCAGAAGACCGUCAUGAAGGCAAGAUCACUCGGUCACAACAUCCCCGCGGGCCGCCAAUGGUAUUCUCGCGUCACGAACCGGUUUACCAAGGAGUCAGCGGAGGUGUCGAGCGGGAAGUUCAGGACGCAGAACGAGCUGCUGAGGCUGAAGCCUUGGAUAAGGCACUGCGCGCUGUGACUGCUGCCGAGCAUGUCGACCUCAACAAGGCAAUUUGGGCAGCGAUUAGUCUUUGCAAUCAUCAC